UCAGCCCCUGACCCGCGGACGGCCCCCGUGCCCCCUUUAGUCUGUAAUACACGCAGGCUGUCAAUCUCGGAACCGCUGCUAGGCCGCUUGGGCCCCGCCCUCUUCUCCACCUCCUGGAACACAGACCAAUCGGAACGCCGCGCACGUGACGAGCGCUCCAUGCGAUGACCUCAUCUCUGGUGUGGGAUGACGUCAAAUUCAAGAUGGAUGGAAUCACGGCGGCAGACGCGCGCCGGUGAAUUGGAAAUCCGAGAGUCGAGAAAUUAAGCAGAAGCCGAGCGAGCCGACCCCGCGGGAGAUCAGCACGAUGGACGGGGGACUUCUCCAUUACAUAAAUCCGGCGCACGCGAUUUCCCUGCUGAGCUCUUUAAACGAGGAACGGAUGAAAGAGCAGCUGUGUGACGUCAUUCUGAUUGUAGGGGACCAGAAAUUCCGCGCCCACAAAAACAUUUUGGCCGCGAGCAGCGAAUACUUCCACAGCCUGUUCACCAAUAAAAACAACGAUUCGCAAACGGUCUUUCAGCUGGACUUCUGCGAAGCCGACGCUUUCGAAAAUGUGUUGAGUUACAUCUAUUCUUCUUCGCUGUUUGUGGAGAAGGGCAGCCUGGCAGCCGUGCAGGAGAUGGGCUAUAGUCUCGGCAUCACCUUUUUAACCAAUAUACUUUCCAAGACCCCUCAGGCGCCCUUUUCCCCAUGCCCCCAAAAAAAGGCCGCUUUCUCCGAGGACGAAGAAAACGGAUCCCAACAGAGAAGCGUCAUUGUCUGUCAAAGCCAAAACGAAGCGAGGGACGUCGGACGCGUCCCGCAUGACAUAAGCUCGUCUUCUAAGCCUUCGUCGUCUUCUAAGCCUUCGUCGUCUUCUCAAGGCAGGAGUACUUCGGCUAAGCAACACCUAAGGUCGGCUGACACAUUGAACAGUUUAUAUUCCAAACGAAAUUGGAGGGGAUCAUCCAACAACUCCGAUGACAGUAAUAUAGGUGGGUGGAUGAAAAGAAAUGCGCAGAAAAAAACAUUUCCUACUGAUUCUGCCGAGGAUCAGCAAGCUGCCAAUAUGCAUUUAAUGAGGGGGAAUACGUCGGAGGCUUUUAAGAAGAAAAUGGCACACGUGCCGGCUUUGCUCAGUCCGACAGACUCUGCCUACCCGAUGCAGAAGCCGGGAAAAGACAUCACUGUGAAACAAGAAGAUAGAAACCUACAUUAUUAUUCUCAGCUUGGAGCCGCGGUCCCGUCGGCUGCUCCAGGGAAGCAAACUAUCGAUCGUAGCGGCCCUCUGGUCAAAAGUCUUCUCCGAAGAUCUUUAUCUAUGGACAGCGAGGUCCCUUCUUACUCACAAGAUGCUGACUUUCAGGCUUCGCAAGGGGGGCCUUCUAUAGAAAAUGCCUCAAAAGACGCUGCGCCCGAUGGACGCUCUCGGAAGACAUUGCUUAAAAGAGCAAGGGACGCUGCACAAGACAAAAACGCAGAUCGCGGAAAGUCCUUCGCAUCUACUCUGUCCUCUUCCAGGGACUCGUUUCAAAAUGAUAAUAUACAAAUAAAAACUGAGCCCCAAAGUCCUCCCCCUUCAGAACCCUCGGAAAUAAUUAGGGUUACUGUUGGAGAUGCCCCGCAAGCUAGUAAUUGCGACGUUGGUGUGAAAAUGGAAGAAACUCCUGAAGCAAGCAGCCCGCCGGCCAAGAGAAGGUUUCACAGCGACAGAAGAAUGCUGGCUUCUAGAAGAGCAAAGGCCAAAGCAAGCACUCCACCAGAGCCCGAAACCAACUUUGAUCGCAGGCCCUCUCAUCUUGAAGGUGACUUCUACGAUUCCGACGACAGCAAGGAGAUGUGCAUCGACACGCAGGAGGUCGGGCAAGCCCGGAAAUUUAAAUGCAAACAUUGCCUUAAAAUAUUCAGAUCCACCGCCGGUCUUAACCGCCAUAUAAAUAUGUACCAUAACCCUGAAAAACCGUACGCUUGUGACAUCUGCAACAAAAGGUUCCACACAAACUUCAAGGUAUGGACACACUGUCAGACGCAACACGGAAUAGUCAAAAAUCCUUCUCCCGCGUCGAGUGCUCACGGGGUUUUGGAUGAAAAAUUCCAAAGGAAAUUAAUUGACAUUGUUCGAGAGCGGGAGAUUAAAAAGGCGCUUAUGUAUAAGUUACGGAGGGGGAAGCAGGGCUACCAGGGGCCGUCGGGUAGCCAAGCACAAGCCAUGAAAAGAAGCCUGAGGUCAAGAUCCAAAGCGGCCUACGUUUGCAACUACUGUGGGAAAUCGUAUCGUUUCUUGUCUCAACUCAAGCAGCACGCUAAAAUGCAUCCCGUAGACAAAGCUGCUCUGUCCAAGAACAUUCGGCCCAAAAAAUCUUCAUCCCCAAAGAGUCCGGUGGAAAGCAAAGAGGUGUUCCACUGCCGGCUGUGCAACGCAACGCUGUCUUCCUUCGUCGAGCAAGGAAAUCACGAGCGGAUGUGUAGGAACGCUACGUUGUGCCCUUACUGCAGCCUUCGAUUCUCUUCUCCGGAGCUGAAAACCGAACACGAAGCCAAGUGCGAGUACAAAAAGCUCACCUGCCUCGAGUGCAUGCGAACGUUUAAGUCUUCGUUCAGCAUCUGGCGUCAUCAGGUGGAAGUUCAUAAUCAGAACACCAUGGCGCCAACAGAGAACCUCUCGCUGCCGCUAUUAAAUCACAACGGAGAGACCAGUAAAGCGGCGAGACAGCAGCUUUUACUGGAAUCUAGGAAAGUAAACAGUUUCCUCAUGGCAAAAGAUGACCCCGACGCCUACAGCGACUCCUCGGAACAUAUGAACUUCGACUCCGAUGAUUCCAACUGUCUCCCUGAAGAUCUCAGCAUGUCAAAGAGAUUCAACGUCCAGAUCAAGGAUGAACCCGCGGAUGACAUGGAGGACGAGCCCGAUUCGAGCUACGUCCACAAAGAGGCAACGUCCGACUCUGAAGGUGGGAUGUGGUCGUGUGAGAAAUGCGGGAAGAUCUUUACCGUGCACAAGCAGUUAGAGCGACACCAAGAGCUGCUGUGCUCCGUGAAACCUUUCAUCUGUCACGUCUGCAACAAAGCUUUCCGGACCAACUUCCGACUCUGGAGUCACUUUCAGUCGCACAUGGCGCAAGGCGAAGAGGCCUCGUUCCGAGAAUCCGACGCCUGCGCGCCCGUCAGCUCGCCGUCUCCUCCGCCGCUUCCCCCGCCGCCGCCUCCGCUGCCUAAAAUCCAGCCUAUCGAACCGGAGACCACCGCGUCUUACCCGGAGAAGCACAGCCCCCCCGAGAAGAAGUUCGCCCCUCAAGAGUCCGAGACCCUCUUCUACCACGCACCGCCCCUCUCGGCGAUUACGUUUAAAAGGCAGUUCAUGUGCAAACUUUGUCACCGGACAUUUAAGACGGCGUUCAGUUUGUGGAGUCACGAGCAGACGCACAACUAAAGCUCUCCACGCUCUGGUGCUAAAACCUCAAACGUUUUGCUCUUGGGAACUCUGACAUCUCCGACGCGGACGAAGCCCGACCACCUUCUGAUAACGUUGCUCCUUAACAAUCGUUACCGUGUAGCACGAUAACCGAGUAUUAAAGGAAAAUGCCUAAUGAUCGUUUGCAUGACCUCCGACCCGAGACCGACCCAACUAGUUAAACUAAAAAAAAAAACCUAAAAAAAGAAAAAAAAAAGUAUUUUUGGUUUUCCUAUUUCUUGGUUAAUCGUGUGCGAAAAGCAUUGUUUUUGACAAUAUUGUAAACCUCACAACUCUUUGGGACUCAAUAUUUAGGCUGGUUUAAUCUAAAAAAAACUUAAUAGUGAAGUCAGUUAAUUUUUUUUUCUCGUUUCCAUAGCAAUAACCUACGCAGAAACCUCAAGUUCGGAAUAACGUAUUCUUUAAAUAAUUGCGUAGUUAGGCAAAAAGCAGGAUAGGCGAUUUAGAGAGAUAUGGUGCGUCUUGGCCUACCAGGACCAUUCAUGUUUGGCAAAACCGCAGUUGUUAUUAUGUACUUUAAUUAAAAAAAUCUUUACAUUUAUUAAUAAAUGGUAAUUUUUUUUAUGACAUACGACAGCAUUUUGUGUUAUAACAAAAUUUCCCGCGCUUAGAUGUAACGCCUCGAUAACGGGAGUGGACUAAAAAAAGCGAGAUUUAGAAGCUGACCUGAGCUCCGUAAAUCUAAAACAUCCGUAAAAACCUAAGUUUAGGAAUAAGGAGCAUAUAUUCCGUGUAAAUUGUAAAGAAAUAAAUAAAAUCUAACUUGAAUUAAA
Messenger RNA from Spea bombifrons (plains spadefoot toad), 4227 nucleotides. RefSeq names its product zinc finger and BTB domain containing 21 (gene ZBTB21). Bases 308 to 3412 code for a protein of 1034 amino acids. The transcript has 2 exons. Gene Ontology annotation, cellular component: nucleus. Lineage: Eukaryota; Metazoa; Chordata; Amphibia; Anura; Pelobatidae. Gene Ontology annotation, biological process: regulation of transcription by RNA polymerase II. Gene Ontology annotation, molecular function: DNA-binding transcription factor activity, RNA polymerase II-specific; RNA polymerase II cis-regulatory region sequence-specific DNA binding; protein binding. The record is from RefSeq and is a predicted model, not a curated record.